Neoarthrinium moseri is the source of this 1452-nucleotide messenger RNA. RefSeq lists its product as uncharacterized. Gene Ontology annotation, cellular component: membrane. NCBI's taxonomy places the organism in Eukaryota, Fungi, Ascomycota, Sordariomycetes, Amphisphaeriales, Apiosporaceae. Gene Ontology annotation, molecular function: monoatomic cation transmembrane transporter activity. The transcript is spliced from 2 exons. Gene Ontology annotation, biological process: transmembrane transport; monoatomic cation transport. Bases 1 to 1452 code for a protein of 483 amino acids. The record is from RefSeq and is a predicted model, not a curated record.
AUGUCUGGCCGACGUUGCGCAGGCCUGAGCUCGCUGGGGCUGGGCCGCGUAACCACCCAAAACGGCGGCCAUCCUUCAUCAACUCUGCACCUCGCAGCCCUGCGCCGUGAUUGCCCCUUGAGGACACCUAGCCCCAACGUAUAUUACCUGUGUCGCGUGCUGCAGACUUCGGCCCAUCCACAGCCCAACUCUGCCUCAUCUCCAGUCACUCCUUCGUUCCUCUCCUCGCGCCGCCGACGCAACCGUUCAUUCCCCAUCAUGGCCUCCCAGACCAGGGCGCACGGCGGCCACCACCACGGCCACCACCACCACCACCACGACAACGUCUAUCUGACCUCCUCCAACAAGAGCGAUGCCGGCGUGCGUAUCACCCGCCUGGGCCUCUACUCCAACCUGGGCAUGGCCAUCUCCAAAGGCAUCGGCGGCGUCGUCUUCAACUCCCAGGCCAUGGUUGCAGAUGCCGUGCACAGCGUCACCGACCUGGCCUCCGACAUCCUCACCCUGGCGACCAUCUCCUGGAGCUUGAAGCCGCCGACGAACGAGUUCCCCACCGGGUUCGGCAAGGUUGAGAGCUUGGGUUCGCUUGGUGUAUCCAGCAUUCUGCUGUUUGGUGGAUUGUGGAUGGGCUACAGCAGCUUGUUGACCUUGUACGGCCAAUUCUUCCUCGAUCCGGCUGCCGCUGCAGAGAUGCUCUCUCACGUUCAUUCUCACGGUCACUCUCACGGCCACGAUCACGGUGCCGCCGGCUCGAUUCCUAGCAUCCACGCCGCUUGGCUUGCCGCCGGGACCAUUGCGAUUAAGGAGUGGCUCUAUCACGCAACUAUGAAAGUGGCUCGGGAGCGGAAGUCUUCCGUCCUCGCCUCCAAUGCGAUCCACCACCGAAUCGACAGUCUCACCGGGUUUGUCACCCUCGCCGUGAUCCUAGCUGCGAACUCGGGCUUCUUCACCAACUCGGCGUGGAUCGACCCUGCUGGCGGGCUCGCCAUCUCCGUGCCGGUGAUCAAGGCUGGACUCGAGAACACCUAUGCUUCUCUGUUGGAGCUGGCAGAUGGUAGCAUUGACGAUGAGGUCAAGGGCUCGGUCCGCAAGCACCUUCGCAGCACGUUCUCGGAUAUCCCCAAUGGCCACGAGAUCGAGCUUCGAGAUGUGUCGGGCAUGAAGUCGGGCCAGAACUACCUGAUUGACCUGGAGGUUGCCGUCCCCAAUAACUGGACCGUGGAGCAGGUCCGAGAUAUCGAGGAGAAGGUGCGAACUCGGGUUGGAAGCAAAGUCCGCGGUGCCCGGCGCAUCCGCGUCCGCUUCUUGCCCAAGACAGCCACCGUAGCCCCCAAGUUUGACGAGUUCGUCCCUGGCGACGUCAGCCCGAAAUCAAGCCCUGAGCCCGAGGACGAGCACGACAACGGCAACGGUAACGGUAACGGCAACGGUAACGGACACCACAAGUCCCACUAG